Messenger RNA from Thlaspi arvense, 1378 nucleotides. The record is from the annotation of a GenBank genome assembly. Lineage: Eukaryota; Viridiplantae; Streptophyta; Magnoliopsida; Brassicales; Brassicaceae.
CUACGUGUUUAUUUUGAUAAACUAUAAAAUAAGAAUAAAAUAGCAGCAUGGCCAGCCAAUCUUCAUCCACCUAAUAUUAUUUGCUGAUUUUGACUUUUUGAGCUUUGACAAGGGAUAUCCUCAAACUUUCUGCCAUUUUCACCAUCAUCUCUCACGCGCCACCUCCUACCUCCCACGCGCCGCUGUCCGAUUCAAAUCCUAUCUCAGAAAUCGAAAGAGGAUUCUUGGGUUUUCUGGUAAUUUGGAAAAAAGUAUAAUUUAUGAAUUAGAGGCUCAUCGUCGCCACCAUCAUCAUCGCCGGCAUAAUGGGAGGAGUUACUUCAUCGAUCGCUGCAAAAUUCGCUUUUUUCCCACCAACACCACCGUCUUAUGAGGUGGUAGCCGACGAUAGCUGCGGCGGACGCCUAUACAUACCGGAAAUCCCUCGCCGCGAUGAUGUCGACAUCCUCAAGCUCCGUACUCGUUGCGGCAAUGAGAUCGUGGCGGUUUAUGUCAAACACUCCAAAGCUAAUGGCACGAUUCUGUAUUCCCAUGGUAACGCCGCCGAUUUGGGACAAAUGUUUGAGCUUUUCGUCGAGCUUAGCAAUCGCCUUCACGUUAAUCUUAUGGGGUAUGAUUACUCUGGUUAUGGUCAGUCUACAGGACAGGCAAGCGAGUGUAAUACAUAUGCUGAUAUAGAAGCAUCGUAUAAAUGCCUGAAAGAAAAGUACGGCAUGAAAGACGAUCAACUGAUAUUAUAUGGUCAAUCUGUCGGUAGCGGACCAACGGUUGAUCUAGCUUCGCGCACGCCUAACUUGAGAGGCGUGGUUCUACAGUGCCCUAUUCUCUCUGGGAUGAGGGUUUUGUAUCCGGUGAAAUGUACAUAUUGGUUUGACAUUUUCAAGAAUAUUGACAAGAUCGGUGCAGUUACCUGUCCUGUAUUAGUAAUCCAUGGAACUGCGGAUGAAGUAGUUGAUUAUUCUCAUGGAAAACGGCUCUGGGAACUCAGCAAAGAGAAGUAUGAGCCUUUGUGGAUAAGCGGGGGUGGACACUGCGACCUUGAACUCUAUCCAGAUUUCAUUAGACAUCUGAAGAAGUUUGUUGCGUCAGUUGCAAGCAAACAAGCAGAGAAAGCUGCCAUUGAGUGAGAUCGCUGAUAUGUUUGAAAUGUGUUACUCUUUGAGGGGUUUCUGGAAGCAUUCUAAAAUGUUAGCUAGAAAGUAAUAAACAUGAGCGUUGGUAGGUGUAGAAGAAAAGAAAAGGUUUUAUAGUAUAUUGUAUACAGUAUAUGUAAUCUCAUGAAUAGUAAAUGUAUGUAUUUUCUGCUUUCUUGAUUUAAUAGGAUACAAGGCGUUUUUCUUUCUUUAUGUGACAUUAAUGGAACAGACUUUUGUGUAAC